AUGGACACAUCUGGGUCCACCACGGAUUUUGGGGACCACGUGGUGUUACGGUAUGGAGGGACCAAGGAAAUGGUUCCGUUGAUUAGACAUGAACAGAUGCUAGACAUGUUAAUGGAGCGAGCACGUCAGAUAGUACAGGGAUUCGGAAGUUUGGAUACUCGAAAUAUGUAUUUGUUUCGUCACGAGUACAAUUCACCAACUUUGCUUUUUCCAAUCACCUCUCCCAGUCAAAUUGCAAGUUUUUCGAAAAACCCGGGAUGUAUUCUAGAAAUAAUUCUAGUGGAUCGAACAGAAACCGCCGUAAUCCCACAUGUCGUAGAACCCGAAUCCUAUAUGCUUCCAACAUUUUGCGAUUUCUGUGGAGAAUUGCUCACUGGGUUAUUGAGACAAGGAGUUAAAUGCAAAAAUUGCAAUAGGAAUUUUCAUAAACGUGUUCGAAUGCAGCAAGGAAUAAUUGUGGAGCAUCUGGAUCCCCUACCACAGGACAGGGGUCUUCUCGACCGCCCAUGUUACCCCCACUGCCACCAACGCCUACUGGAAUUCAGGUGUCCGCGCUGCCAACGCCUUCUGGUGAGCCUCCCCCACACGCUAAUCGAGCACAGUUAUCGUCAAUUCACAGUAUGUAAAGUGUGUGAUCACUUGCUGGUUGGUCUAAUGAAACAAGGCCUAAAAUGUCGAGAUUGUGGUGUGAAUGUGCAUCGAAAGUGUGCAAUGGAACUUCCCUCGAAUUGCAUUCUAUCAGAAAAUGCGAUUUCAAGAGUCAAUUUUGCCGAUUCGGAGGCUGAACAAGCGUCUUCUUCAGACAAUAUUCCACUGUUUCGAUUACCAGAUGACAUAAAAAUAAAGAAAAAAUUCAAAAAAAAAUUCCUUCAUCGAGAAAAACGCAUCGAAAAAUACGUUUUUUCUAGGCCGCCCGGACAAGUCGGAGUACGAGCAACAGAGAAGAAGAAUCUCGAAGGCUGGAUGAUUCACUUCAUUCUAUCCGAUCCAGAACGUCGUCUAAAACAUUAUUGGAUGAUGCAAAACAACGCGAUUCAUUUGUAUAAUGAAUAUUCCGAAGGGAUCGGCGUUAAUCCGAAUCGCGUCUACCGUAUCAUUCCGUUAGCCGAGAUCACGUCUGUUGUACAGAAUAAUGGGAAAUCCGUCCUGGCUAAACAUCCGCCACACUGUUUUGAAAUUCGAACAACUACGAAUACCGUAUUCUGCGUUGGUGAGGAUUAUCAUGCGUUCUCUGGUGGUCCACCGAAGAAGAUUCCAAGGAGUAUGAGUGUUCGACCCACUUCUAAUACCACCAUGUGGUUUCAGUUCAUCAAAGAAUCACUGCAACCACCAUCUCGAAACAACGAGGAGAACGCUGAGCAAGCGUUGGAAUUCGCGAAUCUUUAUCAAGUUUUAAGUGAUAAAACACUAGGAAGUGGACAAUUUGGAACGGUUUACUCAGCCAUUCAAAGGCACUCUGGAAAGGAAGUGGCGGUGAAGGUAAUUUCCAAAGAGCGUUUCUCAAAGAAAGGGAGUGGAGCGGAAUCGAUGAGAGCCGAAGUGGCGAUUCUCCAACAAACAUGUCAUCCCGGAAUCGUUUGUCUGGAAUUCAUGUGCGAGACGAAGGAUAAGAUUUUUGUGGUGAUGGAAAAGAUGAAUGGGGAUAUGUUGGAGAUGAUUUUGAGUCAAGAACUGGGUCGCCUGAACUCUCGUGCCACCAAAUUCCUGCUCGUUCAAAUUCUCUGCGCCCUGAAAUAUCUACACGAUCAAGGCAUUGCUCAUUGUGAUCUAAAACCUGAAAAUGUGCUUCUAUCGGAUAUGGGCUCAAAUUUUCCGCAAACGAAAAUUUGUGAUUUCGGAUACGCCCGUUUUAUUCCAGAGUCUCAGUUUAGGAAGACUGUAGUCGGUACGCCUGCGUAUCUUCCUCCAGAAGUAUUACAAAGAAAAGGAUACAAUAAAUCAUUGGAUAUGUGGUCCGUUGGAGUUAUCAUCUAUGUCACACUUUCUGGAACAUUCCCUUUCAACGAGGGAGAAGAGGUAAGUAUUUCGGAACAAAUCCAAAACGCGUCAUUCAUGUUCCCAACGGAGCCAUGGAGUGAAGUCGAACCAUUGGCAGUUGAUCUCAUUCAGAAGCUGCUUAAAGUCGAGAUCGAAGCACGAAUGUCUAUAGAAAAGUGUCUGGAGCAUGGAUGGUUGAAAGGAGAACAGUUGUAUCGAGAUUUACGAGAUUUGGAGGUUCGGUUGAAUACACCGAGAUACCUAACCAGUCCUCAAGACGAUGUUCUCUAUGGUCCGCUUCGUUAA
This is a messenger RNA of Caenorhabditis briggsae, 2283 nucleotides long. It is a transcript of the gene Cbr-dkf-1, whose product is annotated as Protein CBR-DKF-1. Bases 1 to 2283 code for a protein of 760 amino acids. Gene Ontology annotation, biological process: protein phosphorylation. The transcript has 13 exons. Gene Ontology annotation, molecular function: ATP binding; protein serine/threonine kinase activity. NCBI's taxonomy places the organism in Eukaryota, Metazoa, Nematoda, Chromadorea, Rhabditida, Rhabditidae. The record is from RefSeq and is a predicted model, not a curated record.